GGGGUGGAGCGCCAUCGAUUCCAGCCGAGAGCCAAAACGCCAUCGAUCCGUCGCACGCAUUGCCGCAGCGCUCUCCGACGACGCGCGGGGCGAGCAAUUAAGCUGAGGGGCAGCCAUGGUCGAGGUGCGAGAAGUGGGCCAGGUGCUGGGCCUCGGCCUGGUCGCGACGGCACCGGUCGCCGCCGGCGCCACGGUGCUCGAGGAGGAGCCGCUCUGGACCGUGUCCAUCGAGAAGAUCUUCAACGAUCAUGCUUUUCUGCAAAGGAAGGACGUGCAAGCGAUCGUCGCCGCGGUCGCGGCCGGCGACACCGCCCCCGAGCGGGCGAACGCGUUGAUGCGGCUCUACGCGGGCCACGCCCUGUCAAGGUUGGACGAUGACGUGAAAGCCAAGGUCUGGCGGCUCGCGGAUUCCAUUAGAGACGCGCAAAGUGGCGACCGGUGCCUCGUCUCUGUUGGUUUGGAGGAAGAUGAGUUCGCGGGGCGGUUCGGGGACGUGGUGGACGUGUCGGAUGACGGCGAUGAGCGAGCAAUAUGUAAAGUGCGCCUUGAUAAUGAAGAACACGAUUUCCCGCGGUGGCGGCUCAAGACGGCGCGGGGCCUCUGGCGCACGAACGCCGUGGAGUUUCAAGGUGUUGGAUACGUCUACGAGCGUCUUAGUAGAGUCAACCACGCCUGCGGGCGCGGCGCGAACUGCGAGCGCGUCUUCAACGGGGAACGGUGCGCCCUGGUCGCGACGCGAUCCGUCAAGGCGGGCGGCGAGCUGCUCCUGGACUACGGCGACGAGUCCGAGCGGCUCCUGCCGUCUCAAACCAGACGCGACCGCCUCUUCCGGGCGUACGGCUUCGCGUGUAUCUGUGAUUCUUGUCGCGCGGCGUACGCAAACUAUGACGCGGCCGAACUUGUGAACGGUGACGAGCUGCGGUCGGUGAAGAGCAUCUAGUGUAAGAGGACUUAGUGUGUGC
Messenger RNA from Pelagomonas calceolata, 962 nucleotides. The record is from the annotation of a GenBank genome assembly. NCBI's taxonomy places the organism in Eukaryota, Pelagophyceae, Pelagomonadales, Pelagomonadaceae.